GGCUCGGCCGCAGUAAAGUGAUGAGAAGACGCCAAACAAGGUGGAAUGAGCGCGCGCUGACUUUUACCUCCCCCGCCGCUGCCCCCCCGUCUCUCAUGCUCAGAUCAGAGUGAGCGCGAUGGCCGUGGAAGCUGUUCACUGCAACCUGAGCCAGAAUGGCAUCGACCACCAGAUGUGUCCCGAGGACCUGACGUCGCAGCUGGAGGAGGACGAGGAGUCGGUGGACGCGGCGCCGGCGCUGCUGGACGACGACAGCCCCACGUACCGGGACGUCAGCCCGCCCAUGUACCACCGCCGCUCGCCGCCGCAGCGAUCCGUGUCCGAGUCUGAGCUGACCCGGCCGGGAUACGUGAAGCUGUCCAAGCCGGUGGCGCUGUGGACCCAGCAGGACGUGUGCAAAUGGCUGAAGAAGCACUGUCCCAACCAGCACCAGAUCUACAGCGACUCCUUCAAGCAGCACGAUAUCACAGGGCGGGCUCUGAUGAGACUGACGGACAGGAAGCUGGAGCGGAUGGGCAUCAUGCACGACGCCCAGCGGCAGCACAUCCUGCAGCAGGUCCUGCAGCUCCGCGUCCGGGAGGAGGUCAGGACCCUGCAGCUGCUCACACAAGCCUCUCUGGAGUGCAGUCCGUCUUCGCCGUAGCGCGACGCAGCGGGACAAACCGUGGAUCACGUCGCUCGGACUUCCUCCCGGACCGACCACCGCUCUCCUCCGUCUCACACCUCCGCUCCUCCACCUCUCCAAAGAUCCCCACUCAGAAACACAGACUUCUAAAAAAAAUCAGCUGGAUGCGUUUUUUCCCAGCCGCUCCUGAAAGACUCCCACCGUCGUUUCCACUCCGGGCCUCCGGUCUCUGCUCGACCUGGAACUCCGUCUCUCUCUCUCUCUCUGUCUCCGCUCAUCCCUGGACGGCGCUCGUAUUUACAGUGUAACUCUUCAUUCUGUAACAUAAUAGCGCAUGUUAGCGCCGCCAUCGUAGCACUUUACCGUGGUCUUCCUCCCCCCUGGACCCUCCUGGCGUUUCAAGACGUCCCCUCUGUCCCUCUGUCCACGGCAGGACGCUCCACACACCCGCCGCCGCCACCUGUGUGUGUGUCUGUGCUCCUCUUUGGCUUCCGUUGUGUGUGUGUGUGUUGGAACUCUUCCCCCUCGUCGUGCAGUGUGCCGCGGUCUGAGAGCGGCUCGCCGUGGAAACCCGUGGUUAGCGGCGCGGCGUUCGGGACGGUUAAGUUUUCUCCCUCGCUGUUGUGAAAAACAAUCCGAAGGAGACGAAGCAGAACCAUAGAAAACACGGGAUGAACUGCGAGGAGGAAAUUCCCUCUUUCCGUAAACUAAUUUGGCAACUCAAGAGGGCAGCGGGAAAACAGAAAGAAGGGGAGGGCGACGCAGGAAGGGCUCCCUGAACCAGGAGACGCUUUUAAUGAGGAGCGAAAACCGAGAGAAGACGUCACAGAUCACAGAGGAAGAGCCCUCUCCAUUCCCCCGACCCCUCGUCUGCUUCCCAUCCCGCCGCUUCAGACUAUUUUUAGAUGAAACGUCUUGAAAGCCGUGUGUAAAGCAGACGUGACGCUCGUCACAGAAACGCUGCGUGUCAGUCAUUUUUAGGAAUCCUCGCCGUCGUGUCCUGAUAGGAGGCUGGGAUGUGAAUAACGGCCGCUCACUGUUGAUGUUGUAGCACCUAUAAAAGCACAUGUGUCUGUAACGAAGCAGCUGCGGCCCGGGCCGCCGUCAUCCUCUCCUCUGUAAAUACACGAUGCAAACAAACCCCGUAGCGGAGCGGCGGCCUCUCGGCGUCAGCUGCUCCUUCUCUCCACGCCGGACUGAUAUUUAUCAAAAGCUCAUAUCCAGGCUGCUGUGGCGGGAGCCGUUGUCACGGUAACAACAUCUUUUCUUUCCUGUCAGUCAGAGGAGCAUAAAAUAGCUGCUGCCGGUGGGAGGAGGGGGAGGACCCGGGGGUCAGCGGCCCCGAGUCGCGGCGUUUUAAUGGGAUUCCGUUUGAGCGGCGCUCCCUCGGCGUCCAGACGUCCACCGUUUGGACGGCGGCCGCGUCCUGAAGCGGCUCGGACCGGAGAGCUGAUUGAAUAGUAUUGAUCAGCUCUUCGGGACGAACAGCCGGUCCUCCAGGAGUCCAGACAUCUGGGGGACUGUGUGUGUGUGUGUGCGUGUGUGUGUGUGUGUGUGUGUGUGUGCGUGCGCGUGCGCGUGUGCGUGUGCGUGAUG
Molecule: messenger RNA, 2221 nt
Organism: Salarias fasciatus (jewelled blenny)
Lineage: Eukaryota; Metazoa; Chordata; Actinopteri; Blenniiformes; Blenniidae
Gene: samd12
Product: sterile alpha motif domain containing 12
Exons: 5
Coding region: 119-643 (174 amino acids)
Biological process (GO): cell surface receptor protein tyrosine kinase signaling pathway
Cellular component (GO): cytoplasmic side of plasma membrane
Molecular function (GO): protein binding
Source: RefSeq, a predicted model, not a curated record